Messenger RNA from Prosopis cineraria, 2966 nucleotides. RefSeq names its product subtilisin-like protease SBT2.5. Gene Ontology annotation, biological process: proteolysis. The record is from RefSeq and is a predicted model, not a curated record. The transcript has 11 exons. Lineage: Eukaryota; Viridiplantae; Streptophyta; Magnoliopsida; Fabales; Fabaceae. Bases 224 to 2683 code for a protein of 819 amino acids. Gene Ontology annotation, molecular function: serine-type endopeptidase activity.
UGUCCAUACUUCCUUGACUUGAAAGAAAACCCUAAGAAUCUUUCACUCUCACUCACUCUUGCGCUCUCUUACUAGGAACCUGAGCUCCUGGAGUUCUCUGGCAUUGAAUGGUUAUCGUUAGAUCUUCGAUCAGGGCAAUGCGAGUGUAGUUUCUCUAUAUGACCCCUUCUCUGAUCAUCAUUACUGGCGUAUCUCAAAAACUGUUGAAAUUGGCAGUCAAUCAAUGAACAUGAGGUUCUCGGACUUCAGGUGCAUAUGUAUAAUUUUAUCAGCACUUCUGAUUUCUGGGAAGGCGGAGAUUUACAUAGCAACUGUUGAAGGGGAGCCUGUCAUAAGUUAUAAAGGAGAUCUCGAUGGCUUUGAAGCCACUGCUGUGGAAUCCGAUGAGAAGAUUGAUACCACUAGUGAAUCAGUUACAUCUUAUGCCCGUCACCUUGAGAACAAACAUGAUAUGCUUCUUGGGAUGCUGUUUGAGCGUGGGACCUACAAGAAGCUCUAUAGCUAUCAACAUCUUAUAAAUGGGUUUGCUGUUCAUCUUUCCCCAGAACAGGCAGAAAUUCUAAGACGUGCUCCUGGAGUGAAAUGUGUUGAAAGGGACUGGAAAGUAAGGAGACUUACAACACAUACGCCAGAAUUUUUAGGACUUCCAACUGGGGUUUGGCCUACAGGCGGUGGCUUUGAUCGGGCUGGAGAAGAUAUUGUGAUAGGAUUUGUGGACUCUGGUAUCUAUCCACACCACCCUAGCUUUGCAACACACCAUACCGACCCAUAUGGGCCAGUUCCAAAAUAUCGAGGAAAAUGUGAGGUUGAUCCAGAUACCAAGAGGAGUUUUUGUAAUGGGAAGAUUAUUGGAGCACAGCAUUUUGCUCAUGCUGCAAUAGCUGCAGGGGCUUUUAACCCUAUAAUUGAUUUUGCUUCUCCUCUGGAUGGGGAUGGUCAUGGAAGUCACACUGCGGCUAUUGCAGCUGGGAAUAACGGAAUUCCUGUAAGGAUGUAUGGUCAUGAAUUUGGGAAAGCAAGUGGAAUGGCUCCCCGUGCCAGGAUUGCUGUAUACAAGGCUCUUUAUAGGCUUUUUGGAGGGUUUGUUGCAGAUGUAGUUGCUGCUAUUGACCAGGCCGUUCAUGAUGGGGUGGAUAUACUCAGUCUUUCAGUUGGACCAAACAGUCCUCCAGCAACCACCAAAACCACAUAUUUGAACCCUUUUGAUGCUACGCUUCUUGGAGCUGUCAAAGCAGGUGUAUUUGUUGCCCAGGCUGCUGGAAACGGUGGUCCUUUCCCUAAGACCUUGGUUUCAUACAGUCCAUGGAUAGUAUCUGUAGCAGCAGCAAUUGAUGACCGUAGAUAUAAAAACCAUCUGACCCUUGGAAAUGGAAAAAUAUUGGCUGGACUUGGGUUGUCACCUUCAACCCAUGCAAAUCGAUCAUAUACAUUGGUUGCUGCUAAUGAUGUGCUGUUAGAUUCUUCAGCUAUGAAAUACAGCCCCACAGAUUGCCAGAGACCAGAAGUUUUAAAUAAGAAAUUGGUAGAAGGGAAUAUUCUUCUUUGUGGCUAUUCUUUUAACUUUGUUGUUGGUACGGCAUCGAUGAAGAAAGUUGCGGAAACAGCCAAGGCUCUUGGUGCAGUUGGAUUUGUUCUUUGCGUGGAAAAUGUUUCUCCUGGAACAAAAUUUGAUCCAAUUCCUGUUAGCACUCCUGGAAUUCUUAUCACAGACGUCGGGAAUUCAAAGGAACUUAUAGAUUAUUAUAAUAUCUCUACACCAAGAGAUUGGACUGGGCGUGUGAAGAGUUUCAAAGGUACAGGUAGCAUUGGGGAUGGUUUAAUGCCUAUUCUCCACAAAUCUGCGCCACAGGUGGCAUUAUUCUCAGCUCGAGGGCCAAAUAUUAGGGACUUCAGCUUCAGAGAUGCAGAUCUUCUCAAACCUGAUAUUUUAGCUCCUGGUUCAUUGAUUUGGGCUGCUUGGUCUUUAAAUGGAACUGAUGAGCCUAAUUAUGUUGGAGAGGGAUUUGCCAUGAUGUCUGGAACUAGCAUGGCUGCACCACAUAUAGCUGGGAUAGCUGCCCUUAUUAAGCAAAGGCAUCCACAUUGGAGCCCAGCAGCCAUCAAGUCAUCGUUGAUGACAACCGCAAAUACUCUGGACAGAGCAGGAAGGCCUCUCCUAGCACAGCAGUAUUCUGAAACAGAAGCCAUGAAGUUUGUCAAAGCUAUUCCAUUUGAUUAUGGGAGUGGACAUGUAAAUCCAAGAGCUGCCCUGGACCCUGGGCUCAUCUUUGAUGCAGGAUACAAGGAUUACUUGGGGUUCUUGUGCUCAACUCCUGGGAUUAAUGUUAAUGAAAUAAGGAAAUACACACACUCACCAUGUAACGGUACCAUGGGGCACCCAUCCAAUUUAAACACCCCAUCAAUUACAAUUGCCCACCUCGUGGGAACUCAAACUGUCACCAGGACUGUCACCAAUGUUGCCGAGGAAGAAACCUAUGUAAUCACUGCCAGAAUGGAGCCGGCUGUUGCCAUCGAAGUGAACCCUCCGGCGAUGACUGUCAAAGCAGGCGCAUCACGUAAGUUUUCCGUGACUCUUACGGUUCGUAGAGUGACAGGACUGUAUAGUUUUGGAGAGGUUUUAUUGAAAGGAAGCAGAAGGCACAAGGUGAGGAUCCCUGUUCUGGCCAAUGGAUACUCCAGAUAGCUUGGUUAGGAAGGGAAAGAGAAGUAAUGCUUGUAAUAUUCUUUUAAACUCUUGGGAAAUAAUGCUGAAGCUAGAUUUAUUGGUCUAAUAUAUAUAUAUAUAUAUAUAUUCAAUAGGUGUAAAGGUAAGAUUGUGUAAGGGGGGAGACUCAUAGUUUCUUCAACUCAUAAAUUUUUGCUAAUGCUGGUGAUUUGUUGAAGUGCUUCUUAAUUAAAGUCUUAGGCAUAAGUAAUCAGUUCCUGCAUCUUUCCACAUGAAAUGUUACUUCAGGAGGUUUAAUAAA